Molecule: messenger RNA, 255 nt
Organism: Protopolystoma xenopodis
Lineage: Eukaryota; Metazoa; Platyhelminthes; Monogenea; Polystomatidea; Polystomatidae
Source: the annotation of a GenBank genome assembly
AUGGAGCUUAACAAUAUUGUGACUCCUCAAGUUAAUCUAAAUGCGCGAAACUUAACUUUCCACCAACUUGAACACAGUCUUCUCUGUUUUCUCGUUCUUCUUAUCCGAAAAGGAUUGCAGCCCCGGUCUGUCUAUGCUCUGCCGACGCAGACGCUAAGGCCAGCUUCCGGCCGUUCCACCAGACACAGUCCACGAGUUCCAUACUUCAAUGCAGGCACCUUGGCACCUGCGAAAAUGGGCAAUUUGUGGAUCUAA